Messenger RNA from Aspergillus calidoustus, 2103 nucleotides. The record is from the annotation of a GenBank genome assembly. NCBI's taxonomy places the organism in Eukaryota, Fungi, Ascomycota, Eurotiomycetes, Eurotiales, Aspergillaceae.
AUGGGGCUGCAGUCGCUCGGGUACCCUCGCCGAUGGGCACUGCUGCUGUUGUUUGUCUCCUAUACUUGCGCUUGGUACCUGCCUGGCUACUCGAUCAAGCGGUAUAGCGACGACGAGUCCAUUCCGCUACUCGUGAACAAGAUAUUCUCGGACCACACCCAACUCCAGUAUGCUUACUUCGAUCUACCCUUUGUAUGCCCCCCGAGCGGGCAGACGCAUGGCGGUUCACCCUUCGGCUCCGGACAUAGCAUGUCGCAAAACCUUGGCGAAAUCCUGCGCGGCGACCGAAUCAUGACGUCCGACUUCGAGCUUCACAUGGGCAAGACCACGGAGUGUCGCGCGCUGUGUACAAAGGAGGUCGGGCGCAAAGACGUGAAAUGGGGCCGACAACUCAUCAGUGAAGGGUAUGUUGCGGAAUGGAUUGCGGAUAACCUUCCAGGUGCAACGAGCUUUGUGACUGUCGACCGCAGCCGAAAAUAUUACGCGUCGGGCUUCAAGCUAGGGUACCGCGAGUUUUCGCCCGUCGACGGGAAGCAGCGUUACUAUAUCAACAAUCAUUUCACAAUCGUGAUCCGCUGGCGCUCGGCACCGGAAGGCGGCAAAGUUAUUGUCGGGUUCGAAGUAUACCCAAAGAGUAUCCGCGCCGAAGACCAUACAGAGAACGGAUGCCCUGAAGACGUCCACGAGGAGCAUGAAGGGCUCGAGCUGUACAUUCCACCUAACCUGGAUCGACUGCGGGAGAAGUACCCAGGGUCUUCGUAUCUGCCCGAAGACGAUGAUUCUGAUGACGGAGCUACGUUGAAGAUUCCAUUCACCUACUCGGUCUAUUUCAAGGAGGAAAACGGCGUUGAGUGGUCGAACCGCUGGGAUCUCUACUUCAGCAAACAGGAUGAUAGCUCGAUGACCCACUGGUUAGCUGUUCUCAACUCCCUGACCAUCUCCGGCGUCCUUGGCGUGGCGGUGUACGUCAUCUGGAACAGAACUGUGCAAGGCGACAUCAAAGGCCGGGGAGACGGGGCAAUGGAGGAUGGGAAGUUCAAGAGAGGCGGAGCUAAGAAAGAGGGACUCUUGGACCAAGCCACAGACGUCGAGAGGGAUGGUGACCUUGACUCCGAUGACGAGGGCAUGGAGGAUGUUAGCGGGUGGAAACUCCUACACGCCGACGUGUUCCGAGUCCCAGAGUUCAGCGGACUUCUGGCGCCCUUGGUUGGCUCUGGAAUGCAGCUCCUCUUUAUGACCACUGGCUUGCUAGUUUUGAGCUGCCUGGGAAUCUUGAAUCCUAGCUUCCGAGGAGGCUUUGUCAGCGUCGGCAUGGGACUGUUCAUCUUCGCCGGACUCUUUUCAGGGUAUUUCUCAGGAAGCUUGUAUAAGACUUUUGGAGGGGUGAGCUGGCGGAAGAAUACGCUCAUCACUGCACUGCUAUUCCCAGGAUUGACGUUCUGUCUUGUCUUCAUCUUGAAUCUCUUUGUCUGGGCGCAAGCGUCUAGUACGGCAAUUCCAUUCGGUACCCUGGUGGGAAUUGUGGCGCUUUGGUUACUGAUUCAAGUUCCCCUCGUGUACAUUGGGAGCUGGUACGGCUUUAUGCGAGCCAAGCCAUGGGAGCAUCCAACUAAAACCUCUUCGAUCCCGCGCCAGAUUCCCCCACAGCCUUGGUACCUGCAUAGCGUACAAGGAACUAUUCUAACCGGGUUGGCCCCGUUCGCGGUCCUGUUUAUUGAGCUUCUCUUUGUCUUUAAGAACCUGUGGCAGGACAAGAGUGGAUACUAUUACGUGUUUGGCUUCCUGAGCGCUGUGACAUCGAUCCUGGUGGUGACGGUCAGCGAAGUGACAAUAAUUGCGACAUACAGCCAGCUUUGUUCUGAGAACUACCAUUGGUGGUGGCAGAGUUUCCUGACGGGCGGGAGCAGCGCAUUCUGGGUGUUUGCGUACUGCGUCUGGUACUACUACUUCCACCUGCAUAUCACGGGCUUCGUAUCCAGCUUGCUCUUUUUCAGCUACAGCUUGCUUGCCUGCGCUGUAUACGGCCUGCUGACCGGAACUGUUGGUUUCCUGACGGCAUACGCAUUUAUCCGUCGUAUUUAUAGUUCAGUCAAAGUCGAUUAG